Molecule: messenger RNA, 1053 nt
Organism: Candidozyma auris
Lineage: Eukaryota; Fungi; Ascomycota; Pichiomycetes; Serinales; Metschnikowiaceae
Gene: SGT2
Product: Sgt2p
Exons: 1
Coding region: 1-1053 (350 amino acids)
Biological process (GO): post-translational protein targeting to endoplasmic reticulum membrane
Cellular component (GO): membrane; TRC complex
Molecular function (GO): molecular adaptor activity; protein binding
Source: RefSeq, a predicted model, not a curated record
AUGGCUAUCUCACAUAAGGAUUUGGCUCUUGCCAUUAUCCAAUUUUUGGAAACAAGCGUCUCUAGCAAAGUCGUUCUGGAAGAGUAUGCUGAAUCUAUGGAUGUCGCAAUCGACUGCAUUGCCGACGCUUUCGAAGUCGACAAGGCAGAAGCGUCCAGCAUUGCCUCCAAGUUCGGUGGCUUGUCUUUGCUUGACACUGUCAACAAAUCUGGUGCUUCCAGUACUGAUGUGAAGGAGGAAGUUGUCGAAGUUGACGCCGAUACCAAGGCGAAGGCAGAUGCCGCUAAAGCUGAGGGUAACAAAGCCAUGGCCGCCAAAGACUUUGACACUGCCAUUCCCAAAUACACCGAGGCUAUUGCUUUGGACCCAACCAACGUGGUAUACUUGUCCAACAGAGCCGCCGCUUACUCUUCUGUGUCUCAGCACGAGAAUGCCGUCAAGGACGCUGAAGCUGCCAUCAAGAUGAAGCCUGACUUCUCUAAAGCUUACUCGAGACUUGGGUUGGCCCAAUACGCUUUGGGAAAUGCUAAGGCUGCUAUGGAGGCAUACAAGAAGGGUUUGGACGUUGAAGGCAGCACUCCAAGUGAUGCCAUGAAGAGAGGAUACGAGACAGCGAAGAAAAGAGUCGAGGCUGAAUUGGAGAGCUCCAUCGCCACCAACGAGCCUGAGUCGACUGAGAGAGGCACCGAUGCAAGUUCUGGCUCUGGCUCUGGCUCUGGUGCUGGCUCUGGUGCUGGUGCCGGUGGCAUGCCAGACUUUUCGUCGAUGUUUGGCGGCGGAGGUGGUGGCAUGCCCAACUUUGCUGAGAUGAUGAACAACCCACAGGUGAUGGAAGCGGCACGUAAUUUGAUGUCGAAUCCCAACGCUCUUGAAGGUUUGAUGAGCAACCCUGCCGUGCGCCAGAUGGCCCAGAACAUGGGUCUCGGGGGCGAGAAUGGCGGAGGACUCGAGAACCUCAUGAACAACCCUAUGUUGCAAAACAUGGCCCGUAACUUCAUGGGUGGCCAGGGCGGUUCCGGUGGCUCCCAGGGAAACAGCGGUGGCAGCCAGUGA